AACUUUCACUGUCAGUCAGUUGUCAUCUGCGAAGCACCGCGAAUCGAUGUUGAAUUGAUUGUUUUUUGUGAAAAGCCUCGUAUUUGGAUGAUGAAAGCAAAAAGCGCAGCCCUUAAUGACUGCACGCGAACGGGCGAUACAAUAGUGAAUUAAAAACAUUGCAUUUACCUACUAUGACUACCCCGGAGGUGGAAAGUCGGAACGUCGCUAUAUCGAUGCGCAAAUCAGUGGAGAACCUAGUGAUGUCCUCUCAAGAUGCCAUAGGGCAGAGCAUCAGCCACGCACUCACCUUCUCGGGGGUCAUCACGCAGCCCAACCAGGUCAUACAGGAGAACAAAAGUUCCUCCCGAUCGCCCUCCCCGUCGCUCAGGCACACGGAGGGAGCGUUGGACAUCACAGACAAUGAUAAAAGGAGCGACAAAAGCGACUCAUCGUUGCAAGGUUCGUCGUUGCCGGAGGUCCCGAUCGGCAUCGACGUAGUUAACUUCCAAAGCAAAGAUGGCUAUAAAAUGGCAGCGCCGAGCGCGGCGCGGGGCGGCGAGGCGGCGCGCGUGAAGAAGAAGAGCUGGUACAACUCGCUGUACCCCACGUACAAGAGCAAGUGCGAGGACUUCCGCCGCCUCUUCAAGGACCUGCCCGACGACGAGCGCCUCAUAGUCGACUAUUCCUGCGCGCUGCAGCGGGACAUCCUGGCGCACGGGCGUCUGUACGUGUCGCAGAACUACCUGUGCUUCUACGCCAACAUCUUCGGCUGGGAGACCAGCCUCAUGCUGCAGUGGAAGGACGUCACCGCCAUCACUAAGGAGAAGACUGCGUUGGUGAUCCCGAACGCGAUCCUCGUGUGCACUUUGAGCGAGAAGAACUUCCUCACGUCGUUCUCGGGCCGCGACAAGGCCUACCUGAUGCUGUUCCGCAUCUGGCAGAACGCGCUCAUGGACCAGCCCAUGUCCAGCCAGGAGAUCUGGCAGUGGGUUCACACGUGCUACGGCGAGGAGCUGGGCUUCGACUCUGACGAGGAGAGCGGCGCGCCCGACGGAGCGCCCGACUCGCUGCCCAUCGACGGGGCUUCGCUGCAGGACGGCUCGGAGGAGGCCGUGGACUCUUCGUCUAUGGAGGCCGGCGGGGGCGGCGGCGGGGGAGGGGAGUAUCGCUCGGCCAGCCGCAACAACACCACGCCGCCGCUCAUCACCAACGGCGAGGCGGCAGCGGCGAGCCGCGCGCGCGCCGACGAGGCGGCCGACGCGCUGCCCACCGACAUGUCCGACACCAGCGAGAGCGAGCCCGACAAGCACCACAACGCGCCGGUGGAUGAGAAGUGCGCGGCGCCGCACGAGGGCAAGCUGUUUCUCAGCCAGGAGUACCCCUUCAACAUCGACCAGCUGUUCACCAUGAUCUUCACCAACUCUAAGUUCAACCUGGAGCUGCUGGCGGCGCGCGGCACCACCGACUACGUGCAGGCGCCGUGGCAGCCGCAGAACGGGCUCAAGUGCCGGCAAGUGAGCUACACGCUGGGCCUCACGUCGGGGCCCAUGGGCCCUAAGGAGGUGCACGUCACUGAGACGCAGGUGAUGAACAAGUGCAGCAAGGCGGGCGCGCUGUACUCCAUCGACUGCACCAGCGAGAACGCCGGCAUCCCGUACGCGGACUACUUCAGCGUGCAGGCGCACUACUGCCUGGCGCGCCGCGGCGAGCGCACCGUUCUGGCGCUCUACGGACACGUCAAGUACAAGAAGACCAUGUGGCCGCUCGUCAAAGCGUUCCUAGAGAAGAGUGCGAUGGGCGGCAUGGAGGAGUUCGCGCGGCUGCUGGACGCGCGCCUGCGAGCCGCCGCGCGCCCCGCGCCGCCGCCAGCCGCGCGCCCGCGCCGCCGCCGCCGCAGAGAUGUAUCGCCGCUGGGAGGCGUAGCAGCCGCAUCGGCCGUGCUGCCGACGACCACGGUGCUGGCGCCGCGGCUGCCGGCGCCGCCGCCCAGCCGCUCCACGGCGUGGCUGGCGCUGGCGCUGCUGCUGCUGCUGGCGCUCAACGCGCUGCUGUACUGGCGGCUGUACCGCGCCGAGAGCGCGCGCCUGGACCUGGACAACCUGCACAACAGGAUGAGCACGCUGAGCGAGGCGCAGGCGGCAGAGUGGGCGCGCGCGCUGGAGCGCCACUCGCACCGCCAGCGCGGCCAGCUGCUGGCGUGGCGGGACGCGCUCGACCGCACCGUGACCCACCUCGUGCAGACUGAGCAGGCACUGACGAAGCUUCUAGAAACAAUAAAGCCGGCGCUAGAGAAGGCGGAGCAAGAAGCGGAGCCGAGGGACGACCUCUGAAGUGUGACAUCGGCCCACGCGUGGGCCAUGUUCCUGUGAUUUGUGGGCACUAACAACGUACUCUAUUGGCUAUGUAACUUAAUUUAAGGAGGCCACGUGACGGGCCGCACAUUUACUUUAACGUUUUCAACUGUCAACUGUUUGAAAUUGAACAAGACAAGUUAAAUCAAUUGUAAAGGCUUCUGAAGCAACUGUAUUCGAAGUGGGAUUUUUCAGAUAAUUAGUUCUGUCGCUUUCAGAAAACCACUGUAAGAGUUUGAUAGGUAAUGAGGUUUUCCAUAGAAGAUUAUACCGCAGAGUACUUUUUGUAAUUCUUGCAGUGUAAAACAUGCUAAUAUCUAAAAGGCUUUGCCGACUAUAAAUUCAGAAAGACACCAAGUUACUAAAUAACCCAAAAGGCUGUAAUGCAAGCUUGAGUACUUAUUGAAUAGUUAGUCAUUGCCAGGAAGUGACCCUAAUGAAAUAUAUAUAUUGCUAUAUCUACAACACUGUGAUGUUGUUAUGUGUUAUAAAAAAAACAAAUAUAUAUACGACAUUACAUUUGCACACAUAAUAUGAACAGAAAUAACCAUUGAAUAAUUUGUAAUAACCAAUUUGGUUAUGUGUACAAAUAUCAGAUACAUGUUUACAUUCCUAAUGAUUUGGUAACAAAUCCAAAAGUACUUAAGUACUAUAUUUUUAAGGAUUUUUGUUAAAUAAAUAAACAAUCCCGGCUUUUAACCUAAAUAAGCUGCACUAUAGAUAAAUAAGACCGUUUAUAACUGAAAGUUCUGUCUUUAAAAUGUAUUUUGUAGGGCUGAGAAAUUAUUAAAAAUGUCAGGUAAACGCAUUAGCAGUGGACACAUCUGAUGAGUGAUCUUUAGUUGUAAAAUUGUAGAAAUCAAAGCAUUUAAUAAGUUAAAGUGAUAAAAUCAGUAGAUAAACAUAUAAUAGAUGCAAUUGCUUGAAUAUAUUAGGUGUCUAAAGCAUUUGUAGUAGUUUUGGUGUACCCUUUGUUAUUUAUCAACUAAACAUCAAAAUUACGUCAUCAUCACAUGUCCGAUAUAUGCCUGUCUUUUGAAAAAAAUAGUAGAGAAGCAGUUUAUGCAAUCAUUUACCUAUAAACUCUACAUAGAUACCUUCUUAAUAUAAUCAAAAUAUGUGCACAUUUUUUUUAUAACAAAGACCUCAAAACGCUUUAUUUCAAAAACCAAUGAACCAAUUUACGAGCUAAAACCAAUGAUGUUAAAUACUGUUAGAUAUGUUACUAGAUCUACUAGGAGCUCAAAAGAGGAAAUUUCCACAUCUAGUAGUUGUAGUCAACAACGAACGUUAUAUAAACAAUAAUACCUAUAUAUCGUCUACAAUGUCGAGUUGUGUGUUCUGGAAGUAUAAAAACUAUAUAUAAAUAAAUUAAUAAAUAAUGGAAUUUAAGACAAAAUUGUGCAUGUAUGCGCUAAGUUUUGAAGCCAAUUAUUCGGAUCACUUUUUGCGGUGAUUUUGUAGAGACGUAACCGAUCUAUAGUAUAAAAUUAUCAUUAGCUAAAUCAUCAUAUUAUAUAUCUACUACUUUAACGUGAUUCACAUUUUCAGUAAAGGGCAAAUUAUUUUAUAAUCCGUUGCAGUUAUAUUGGCGAUAUGUACUUACAUUAGUAAGCAUUGAGAUGUUAUUACAUUACACCGCCCUGCAAGAGUUUCUGAAUGGUGUACGUUAGAUUAUUCUAACUAAUCUAGUUAUAAUUAUUAUUGAUUGAUAUUGCUUCUACUGUAGUGUAAAAAGGAUUUUGAUCUGUUGUUUGACACAUAAUAUCUCUAAAAGCGAUAACAUCUCAAUGGGUAUCCGAAUAAAUAUUAUUUCUGUAAAAAAUACUACUUUAAAGAAGUACCUGUAUGAGGCUCGAUGAGUAAAGAUGUGUUGGUGUCCAUUUUGAAUAUACGUAAAUGGAAACGCAUUUAUAAAUUAAUUUGUAUUAUACCUAUAGGCAGGUCCUGAAACAGUUGUGAGCGAAAAAAAUAAGUGUAAUAAUUUGUCUAUGGUUAGUAAUUUUUUUCAAUCAAUGCUUGGCUAUGAUCUCGUAUUAAAUACAGCCAAAUCAAAGCUUCGGUUGUAAGAGAUUGUUAACUUUUAUUUCUAUAACUAUGAAGGGAAUUUAUGUGAUGAAGAAUAAUAGCCAACUUGGGCUCGUUUCUUUUACAUACAAUUUUGUAUUUAUAUUUAAAUUAUUUUUUCAUUCAUCAUUAUUGAAUUGAUGAAAGUCAUUAAUCGGCUCCUCAAAUAUUAAGUAUCCAUUAAUUACCCUUAUAAAUGUUUUCCUUUAGACGUAAGUAAUUCAAUUAUGGAUUAACUUGAUGAAUUUAUUGCACUAGAUAAUGAAUUAUGAAAUGUUAAAUCGAAUUGUAAUUUAAAAAAAUAUUGAGUGUUAAAUAAAUGUUAUCAGAAGAAAAAAAUAAAUUAUAUUUGAAAAAUAUUAACUAUAAGAUUUAAAUAAUUAAGUUCGUUUAGAUUUAUUUUUUUGAAGUAUAAAAUAUUGGUGCUGUUUAUUUAAAAGUAAAAUCUAAUUUCAGUUUUUUGAAAACUCGUGCGUUUGUAUCAUAAGUAUUAGUUAUUUAUUAGUUUUUGUACAAAGUUUGGUUAGUUAUACUGUGAAAUAACUAUUUAAUUAUAAUGUAAAUUUAAAAUGAUUUAUUAUUCUUUUGUAAAUAUUUUUAAGUAAUUAUUAUGUAUUUGAUUCAUUCCUUAAGUAGGUAAGAAAUAUAGUAUUUUUAUCAUUGGUGGAUCAGAUGUUCCGACAUAUACAAGUACGCUAACUAGCCUACCUAGUUAGUCAGAGUUUUUUAGAAUGUCAGUUUGAAUCUGUCCAUGGCAAGUGUUUUUGGUAAACAGGUUUCGAUGUCACACGCCUCUCCCUUUGUCACUUAAAAUAAUUUAACAGUCCGAUUCUGUUGUGCCAACGUUACUUUAGAUAUUAUGUACCUAAUCCUUCUACUACACCCAAAGCCUAGACGUUUUUCGAAAUACAAAGAAUUAUACCUACCUAUAUACUUAGGUAGUUACAAAAAAUAUACAUACUUCAGUUGGAAUUGUGUGUGAAAUAAAAAUUUUGUAAAUGAAGAAAAAAAAAGAUCUUUUUUAAUGUGAGUGAAUACUAAUUGUAUGCAAAUAUGUACAUAUUUUUAACAUCUGAUCCGGUAAUGAGAAAAAGCUAUUUUGGGUGUUUGGAAAUUAUAAUUGUACUCGGAUUAAAGGAAAAAGAUGGACGACGUACUGCUAAAAUCUUUGUGAAAAUACUACUACUAUAUUUUAUUUAUCCAUGCUGUUAUAAAAUAUCUAUAGGCAUUCCACACUAAUAUUAUAAAUGCAAAAAUUCAUCUGUCUAUUACCAUUGCAGGGUUAUGACGUGCAUGCUGAACCGAUUUUGAUGAAUUUCGAUUGAAAUAAAUUUAACCGCCGAACAUAGGCUACUAUUCUCCAGAAAAAAAUACGAUUCUCGUGAGAUUUGUGAAGUUUAUAGUUACCCACCUCAUAUAACACUUGUCUGUGUUCGUGAAGUCCCACGCCUAAUCUCCCUCCGGUCAUGUCUGUCUUUCUCAACGAAUUGCUGUGAUUUUUUUAAGUGGAGAUAGUUGAAUGGAUGGAGAGUGACAUAGUCUACUUUUUGUCUUCCUAACCCCCUCACUUCCCUAAAAUGGAGGGUGGAAGUUUGUAUUUUGCAGGGUAGGGGUAGGAAUAAGCGCACAUAAAUCAAAGCGAAAUUUGACCGGGUCCGCUAAUAAAACUAUAACGCAACGAGUCGAACUUAAGAUCUCUUUGUUAAUUAUAGUUUACCACCUUACCAGGCCAAUGUAAAUGUAGCUAACUUACGUCAAGUUAGUGAAAGAGUCUUGAAGACACUUGUGUCACUAAGUUGUAGCUUUUUGUGAUUCGUCUCAUCUUAUUCCUUUAGUCUGAAAUUCCUAUUAGUUUAGUGCGCGUGUGGAUCGAGUGAGAUCUUGCCAAAGUGUGUGAUGCUGGUGGCAGAGGGACAGUAGUGCACAAACCCUGUUAGACAAUUCAACCGAGAUAUUAUACCUAAGUUAGACAAUUCUAUUUCUCAGUAUUGAAUAAAUAUUUUAAUGUAUAAAA
This is a messenger RNA of Bicyclus anynana (squinting bush brown), 6414 nucleotides long. RefSeq names its product protein Aster-B. The record is from RefSeq and is a predicted model, not a curated record. Gene Ontology annotation, molecular function: sterol binding; sterol transfer activity. Gene Ontology annotation, biological process: intracellular sterol transport. The coding region runs from base 174 to 2312 and encodes 712 amino acids. Gene Ontology annotation, cellular component: endoplasmic reticulum membrane; plasma membrane; endoplasmic reticulum-plasma membrane contact site. Lineage: Eukaryota; Metazoa; Arthropoda; Insecta; Lepidoptera; Nymphalidae. The transcript has 17 exons.